AUGAGUAGUAGUAGUAGUAGUAGUGAUAAUAGUCUUGAAUUAAUAACUGUCGGCAAUAAUACUGAUGGUGUAGUGAUGGAUAAUGAUAAUAAUCUCGACUAUUAUCCCGAUUUAACUCAACUAUCAUUCAUACGGAUCCUAUUUCUCAUCCUAUAUUCAUUGGUAAUGUUUUUGGCAUUGUUUGGUAAUCUAGUUGUUUGCUAUACAGUCGUAAUCAAUCCUAAAAUGCAAACCGUAGUCAACUGUUAUAUUGUUAAUCUGGCACUGGCCGAUUUUAUGGUAGGUGCUUUUGUACUACCAGUCAAACUACUGGAGCUGAUGGCACCGGCCAAUUGGUCGGCAUUCAGCGAUAGUCUAUGUUCGGCAAUCAGUUAUCUGCAAACAGUUAUCGUAUUUUCCAGUGUUUUAACAUUAGUAGCCAUUUGUCUGGAAAGAUACUUUGCUAUAAUACAUCCAUUGAAAAGUCGUAUAAAUAAAAGCAAAUCGCGUACAUUCAAGAUAAUAUUUAUGACUUAUUUGAUACCAUCGGUGGCUGCCCUACCGUUCCUCUAUCCCGACUAUAAGGCCACACCGUUUACAUUCUACAGUUCCUACGGAACCAUUUCCCGAUUGUCUUGUUUGGCCAAUUUUGAUCCACAGUUUCGCAAAAUCUACUAUACAUUCCUGUUUAUAACAUUUUAUUUGAUACCAUUACUGAUCAUUGGUUGGACCUGUUUUUGUAUCGCCCGAUCACUAUUGAGGAUAACUGGCCUCAACAGACAGGGAAGUCUACGGAGACAAGAAGUUAAUAGACGAAAGAUUGGCCAAAUGAUAUUGAUAGUAGUACUGGCCUAUACAAUAUCGUGGACACCCUAUUUYAUUGUAUCCAUAAUAACCCAGUAUCAAAAAGUCAAUUUCAUGCACAAACAUAACUUUUAUUUUACAAUGUUAUCMAUWAAUUUGUUUGCAUUUCUAAACUCUGGUAUCAAUCCGUUUAUUUAUGCCAUUAUGAGUACCCGAUUUCGUAAUGGUUUUAUGAAAAUUUUACGAUUGAUU
Molecule: messenger RNA, 1035 nt
Organism: Oppia nitens
Lineage: Eukaryota; Metazoa; Arthropoda; Arachnida; Sarcoptiformes; Oppiidae
Product: cholecystokinin receptor type A-like
Exons: 4
Biological process (GO): G protein-coupled receptor signaling pathway
Cellular component (GO): membrane
Molecular function (GO): G protein-coupled receptor activity
Source: RefSeq, a predicted model, not a curated record